AUGUCGUCGGGAAAACGUUACGAUAUCGCGAGCGAAAGUUCUUCGGACGAAGAUUACCGGCGCAGGAGGUAUAAGCAUUCGUACUCAAGUAACGAGAAGUUUGACGAUUACGACGAAGAUAAUUGUAAAACAUUGAAAAAGGCGGACAGGUCGUCGAGCUCGUUGGACGUGACGAUGAGAGGCGGCCGAAGCCAUUCGAAGAGGCCGUGUAUGAACAAGAACGCUCAAGCAGCCAGAGAAAACAGAAUACGGAAGAAGAAACACUUGGAACAGAACAGUGGCUUGGCAGAGUUCACACGGCUGUUGGGGAAAUUAUUAAAAGUCCAUGCAUAACAAGUUUGGAUUAUCGGAGCUGCGGUUGGACCUAUUGAGUAUUGAAUUAAUUUCAACAUGUCCACAGGUUGAGUAUGAGUAUCGACAUGAUUCUUAUGUAAAACUAAACAUACUUAAGAUUACAAAAACUUGACAAGUAUU
Neodiprion fabricii is the source of this 474-nucleotide messenger RNA. RefSeq lists its product as uncharacterized. Lineage: Eukaryota; Metazoa; Arthropoda; Insecta; Hymenoptera; Diprionidae. The coding region runs from base 1 to 333 and encodes 110 amino acids. The transcript has 3 exons. The record is from RefSeq and is a predicted model, not a curated record.